UGAUACCGUUGUAAUCCGCUGGAAGACUUUCGCUCUGAAUGGGCACGGGGGUGCGGACGAGAGAGGACCGGGGCACCGGAGAGACCACUGCUCCUGAACACUGUUCCAACAUAUCAAGACUGAUGGAUUUAAAGAGGGUGCUGUCUUUCCCGCCUUACCCAGGAGACUAUCUGCAUCCGGUCGUGUACGCCUGUACAGCUGUAAUGCUGCUCUGCCUGAUCGUGUCCAUCAUGACCUACCUCAUCCACCACAGUGUGAUCCGCAUCAGCAGAAAUGGGUGGCACACUCUUCUGAACUUCCUGUUUCACACGGGGCUUACGUUUGGUGUGUUUGCUGGAGGCAUCAAUCAGAUUAACUACCCGUUCAUCUGUCAAGUCGUUGGGAUAGUUCUCCACUACGCGUCCUUGUCCACCAUGCUGUGGCUCACUUUUACCGCCAGGAACAUCUGUAAAGACGUGUCCAAAGUUCCGCGCCUGGCCCCCAUCAGGGACAGUUCUGCCCAGAAGAGGGCCAAGCCCACUAUAUUCAGGUUUUACCUGGUCAGCGAUGGCGUUCCUCUCAUCAUCGUGGGGGUCACAGCAGCGGUCAGCAUGGAAAACUAUGGCAGUAGGGAGGAGGCUCUGUAUUGCUGGAUGUCAUGGGAACCUUGCCUUGGCGGUUUCUACGGGCCAGUGGCGUUCCUCGUCCUGGUGAUGUGCAUCUAUUUCUUGUGUACCUUCAUCCAGCUGAAGCGCCACCCAGAGAGGAAGUACGAGUUGAGGGCCAUGACGGAGGAGCAGCAGCGUCUGGCGUCCACUGAGUCGGGUUACCUCUGCCACGGAGACUGUGGAGGCGACAGUUGCCCUACACAUGCGUCCGGCCUCUCAGUGCUGGCUAACGAGCACUCAUUCAAAUCCCAGCUGCGUGGAGCGGCCUUCACCCUCUUCCUGUUCCUGGCUACGUGGGCGCUGGGCGCGCUGGCCGUGUCACAGGGCCACUUCCUGGACAUGGUGUUCAGUUGCCUGUAUGGGGCGUUCUCUGUUACACUGGGGCUGUUCCUGCUGAUCCAGCACUGCGCCAAGAGGGACGACGUGUGGCACCGCUGGUGGUCCUGCUGCCCGGCCAAGCCGGAUGGCAGGAAGGAGGAUGGACAGGUACGUUCCCCAGGCCCCGCCCAACAGCAGUCCUGCCACCUAGACUCUCCCUGCUCUGGGAAACAGCCACUCCUCUCCCCACAUCUCCUCCACGCACCCGCUACUCACUACAAAAUGCAGCUGGCACAGCCUCCCAACCAAACCACCAAUCACGCUGGCCCGUGUUGCGUGGCUGUGCAUGGCCCCUCCCCUUCUCCUCUACUGGAGGCCACAUCUCUCCGUCCACAAUCCCUUCCUGAUGAGCUCCCGCGGCCGGCACUGCCCCUGCAGAGCUGCCUGAAGGACAGGGCCAAGUCUCGCUCCUUCAACCGGCCACGGCCCUGCCUGAGAGACUACCACUACCACAUCGCCUCCAGCAGCAUGGACGGCAGUGUGCACAGCUCCCACCUGGACAGCCCACACAGCGUCCAUCACCUGGACGGCUCCCCGCUGCUCUGCCCCAGCCCCCACCCUGACCUCCCUCUGCUCUGCCCCAGCCCUCACCCUGACCUCCCUCUGGCCUGCCCCAGCCCCCUGCUGGACAAGCGUCUGGCCUCCUGCCACAGUUUGCAUCGGCAGAACUCCUGCCACAGCACCCAGGACGACACACUGUCCUGCCACCACCACAUGUACUGCCCCCCCAGAGUAGACCCCUUCCCCAGAUCCCCAGAGCCAUUUGUUGCAGGGUGCCAACAGGACUCGGACACGUACAGCUGCAGCUCCAGGCAGGCUGACAGGGAGGAGGUCAUGCUGCAGCUGGAGAGUGAGCAGGCUUUGCAGCCCAGACAGACACUACCUCGGGUCCCUAAAGCUAAACCCCACGCCACUCUGAGCCGCAGGGCCACAAUUAGUCGCAACGGCAGCCUGCAGGAGGACUUCCUGUUUGGGUCAGACGCUACUGGCAACAUAAGGACAGGUCCUUGGAAGAAUGAGACCACUGUGUAGCAACGCUUUCUACUACUACCCCCUCCAACUUUAUACAUCUAUUAUGCCUCCCACAAACCCCUUCCAGUCUAUAACUAAUCUUUUCCCUACAAAUCCCAUCUAGUCUAUUUCUAUCUCUAACCCCACACCCCCUUUCAAACUGAAACACUAACCCCACACCUGCUUCCAGUCUUUUGGACUAUGGAAGUUCAGUUGCAUCUGCAUCAAACCACAUUUAGUUCCAGUUCAUCCUUGCACUACUGUGAAUGUAGUGACAGGUUGCUGUACUGGACAUCCUAGACUCUCAUACCAGGCCCCCCUCCUUCUCCAUAGAAACCAUAGUGACAUCCAUCAUCUUUUGUAUUUAUAUGGCUAAAACCACAGAUUUUAAAGCUUUACUUGAAAUGGUCUUCAUUUGCAUUGGUAACAGCUCAUGGAACCUUCAUGACACUUUCCUAAUUUAGUCGAGAGUAAUUACAAAGUAUAACAUUCUUUUUAUACAGAAAAUACGAUAUAGAGCCAUUUCUGGCACAGUAAUAUGCAUUGCUACACAAGUCGCACACAGAGCGCUGAAGUGCCUUUUUCAAAAUCUGCAAUGACAGUGUGAGUUGGUGUUGGUGUUAGGGUUAGAUAUGGUUCAGAGACCUGCCAGUGCAAUGAGUCUUAAAGCCUGAUGACUUGGUUUUGAACUUCAUCAACACUAAAGAAGGCAUCUAAAAGUGUUAUAAAUACUUAUUAAGACAAGUGAAUUCAAGUUAACUGCAUUUCUAUCAACUGUGCUAGUGAGGUGUGUAUGUUUGUGUGUUGGUUUGCAUGUAUGUGUUUGUGCAGACAUACACCAAUUCAAAUGGGCAGGUGGUAACCAGGGUUCUAAAUUAACUUUUUUGAUCACCAGCCAAUCAGAAUUUCCACUAGCCAAAUUCUUUCCGUUGAAAAUAAGAACAAUUAUGAGUUUCACUGAAUGCAUUUGAAUCAUUUUAUUAAUAUUGUUGCCAUGAAAAAUACAGAAAAUGAAUCACAGAAGUAUGAUGCAAGGGUCUGUGAAAUUACCAACACAUGACUAAGUAAGGAUACGAUUUAUUGUAAAUGGCUAAAACGUCCAUUCGUGUCAUGAGAUUGACUCCUGCCCAUGCAUUUACAGUAACGUUUUUGUCCUAAGCAGGCAUUAAUUAAACCAAACUAAUAUAAUCUUUAAUAAGAACAGUCUAUUUACAUUACAGAAGACUGUCAGUAAGCAACAUAAUUUUUCUUUCGCGUAGACUACAUUCGGCAAUCUUUGCAAAACAUGACAACAUUUUCAUUGUCAAACACAAGCCAUUCCCGACCCGUCAGCCAUUUGGCAUUACAUUUUCUUCGUUUCUCUAAUGCUAUCAAUAUCCUGAUCCCCUGCCUCGUUCCUCUUCUCGCUCCCAGAAGUUUGUCCUAACCACCGCCGCAUUAAGUUAACUUUUUACUUUACUUUACUACUCUAGCUACCUCUCAUUACCUCCAAUGAUCUUUUGUGCUUCGUUUUACUUCUUCCUUGUGUUUUCUGGUGGACGCUCCGUUCGUUUCCAUAGUUUCUCGCGCUGGUUUCACUUCAAACUACGCGCAUGCAAUGGGCGAAUAAAACGUUAUCACGUUGCAUUACGGCACAGUGUUCAUGUGAAACUAACCAACCCUAGGAACUACUGCCAGGGGGAUAAAUGAUCGAAAACAGAGCCUUAUGUAUCAUUCAUGUAAUGCCUCAUGCAUCACUGGCCAAACUGGCUAGUGAGUUUUUAUUAACACCCGCCAAAACGAAUUUUUAUUAAUUUAGAACCCUGGUGGUAACACAUGCUUCUGCCAUAGAUGUCUGAAGCCCCAGGGGGAACCUUGAUAGGACCACGUGGCUGCAAUUCCCGAGAGCCUCCAAGCACUGCUUCACCUGAAGCAGUGGGCAGUUUACCUUACAAGACAGCUGGAUCACUGGAUCACGGCCACACGAGAAUCCCUCUUGCAAAACUCAAAUAUUAAUUUGUUGUGCCCAAAUCACAGGUUUGGACCAAUCAGUCCCAUGGGGAGCUAGAGGCAGCUAGCUUGGUUGAAAUUAACUAUGAUAGAUGGUGAUAGACAGACAUCCAUCACCUGCCAAGUAUUUAUUGAAAGUGCCUGCUCUUGUUUCUAGGGACAUAACCCUGGUGUUUGUGUAACAAACCAUCUGGUGAGUCAGGUUAGUGGACUGUCCCCUCUAAUGUCAUAUGUUUGUUGGAGGGUUCAGAAACUGAGAAAUUUGGUCAAAGAAAGAGAGAAGAUGCUGGAAGUAGGAUGUCAUCCUUCAUUGAGGGAAGGCAGACUGAUGGCAGGUAAGGCAGCUUCCUCUAAACAUGCAUCCACACAAAGAGCUUAAGUUGAACUUGUGCAAAGAUGCUCUUGGGAUUCCCAGAGGAGUAAUUAAAUAUUUUAAUGUGUGAUAUGCUUUUAAAACACCCUUGAGUGAUGAGUGAUGCACCAGCACUAUUUAAUACGUUUUCACCCAAAAUAAAUAUUUGAUGUCACAAGAAAUGUGCUUUUAAACACUUAUUUGUCAUGCUGCCAACAUGCCAAGUCACUGUGAGAAGCGACAAACUACAACCUCUGUGUUGGCAUGUGGUGGAAUGUGUAGUAGCAACACAGUCUCCUCAGGUUGAAAGGUAACCAUGACACUAACCAUAAGUCAUCAUUAAGCUGUUAAUACAGCAGAAAUGGCCAUGGCUGUAAGAUGUACAGUAGCCCCUUUGACCCAGAAACCAGUUAUAAACCAGAAUGGUGUUCACAGAAAACAAGUUUUCAUGAGGUUUAUGUAAAUUCUCGUUUUCUAAAUAGUUGACCCCAACUGUUCCUCAGUAUUUAUUGUAUUCCUUAUGAGUUUGUAUUUGACCAAAAAAUGCUAUAAUAACUUUGUAUUUUAUAACAUGUCAAUGGAAGGCUUUAAAUAGUCCCUCUACCUGACCCUUCACUCCAUUCUCCUUUGCCGUUUUAACACUUUACGCAUGUAUCCUUUCAAGUUUGAGGCUGUCAGUUAAAUUGGUGAGAAAUGUUCUCCACUGUUCAGCAUGAAGUUCUGUCCAGUUAUUGACUGCUUCAAGUAUGACAAGGAAGGAAGGAUGCAUGCUAGUGUGUUGGGGUUAGUUCCUGUAUUGUGGGUUAUAAGGUUAGGGUUAGGGUUGGUUCCUGUAUUGUGGGUUAUAAGGUUAGGGUUAGUUCCUGUGUUGUACCGUGUUCCUUGUUUCACUGGCCGCUGCUGUGACCAAACCCAAUGCCAAAUUCCAUCUAAUCUUCUCUUUUCCAGAGGUUCA
This is a messenger RNA of Hypomesus transpacificus, 5332 nucleotides long. RefSeq names its product adhesion G protein-coupled receptor A1a (gene adgra1a). Gene Ontology annotation, biological process: G protein-coupled receptor signaling pathway; cell surface receptor signaling pathway. The coding region runs from base 39 to 2057 and encodes 672 amino acids. Gene Ontology annotation, cellular component: plasma membrane; glutamatergic synapse; postsynaptic density. NCBI's taxonomy places the organism in Eukaryota, Metazoa, Chordata, Actinopteri, Osmeriformes, Osmeridae. Gene Ontology annotation, molecular function: G protein-coupled receptor activity. The record is from RefSeq and is a predicted model, not a curated record. The transcript has 6 exons.